AUGGCAGAUCAAAUACGCGAUCUGGACCGACAACAGCGGCCGUACGAGGAGGAAGUCGCAGAGGACGAAGAAAGGUACCAGGUCGAAGUAGCAGCCCACCGAGAGGCGUCCAGGGCCCUGGCGACCGCCACGCAGCGAUUCCCGGACGUCGUCCCCGCCUUCUUGGACUGGUUCAGUGCUCACUUCCGCGUGAUGAGCGGGCCGGUGUUUGACCAGCUUCUAGAGGCGUGGGUCCGGGACGACCGAGCCCUCUUCGAAGACAACUGUGAGAACCUUUCCGUAUUCGCCUUCCCGACGCGUCAACCCCCGUCCACACGCGCUCGGGGCCGAAUCUGCGGGGUGUCGUAUGAUAAUUGGUCCGCGGUCCUGGCCCGGGACCAAAGGUCACAGAGCCCGGCUGUCCCGACCCUUCCGACCCUGACCUCGCAAUCAGGAGCGGCGCCAUACCAGGGGUCUCCCGGGCCUACCAGCACGAUGAUUUUGGUCACGGGUGCGUCAUCCGGGGCCGCAGAUGCUUCGGUCUCAACAAAAUCGGGCUCGUCUAUGAACCCCGGGACUACCGGUACGGAAUCCGCGGACGCGUCUUCGAGCCUCGGAUCAACGUCGGGGCUUCGGGGGGAGCCUCAGGGGCGGUUCAGACCACAAGGACUUCGGGCGUCGACACCGCCUUCGAAACGUCCCUCCCCCAAUACGUCGACGCAGUUGACGAAAAAGGACCGACGUUCCGACCCUGAUGCAGCGGGACCUCUCGGUGCCUCCUUACCACCCCGGGCGAUUCGGCGUAUGCCGCCGUGGUCGCGAGGAGCCCUGGGAACGAAUGGCGAGAACUGGACCGUGCCCUCCGGUCGUUUUGGCAGAACCGACCGCGAGGUCGAGGCUCUCAUGGGACCUUUGUUGGGGAUUGCCGGGAGCCUGUUCCGCGUAGUCCAGGCGUACGGGGUCCAACUGCUGUGCUUUCUGUGCUACCCGCACUCCUACUGGCCGGAAUUCAUUCGAGAGGGAGUGUGGCCAGUCGUGCCUUUCUUAAGUCGUUCGAAACCAUUGGCUCCCCCGUUCAUGUCCGUCCUGUCUUGGUUGCAUGGCCGGACAUUGCGCGCUAAACUCUUGAAGCGUUUUGCUCCCGGAAACCCGGCGGUCUCUACUCGCGAAGCCAUCUCGUCUGCCAUCGGAUGGAUGAUUCAGGAGGCCAUCUCAGCUCGGGACGCAGGAAAUGUCGGCGGGGUUAUCCGUUCAUCGUGGGCUCGCAUUCGCAUCCCCCAGUCGGUUCUCAGUGGGCACGUGGCUCCACUAGGGAUUCCCACUUUGGCCGUGAACCCCGUCGUCUUGGACGAUUCCUCCGAAGGCUCCCGUGCCGAUGUCGACUAA
Molecule: messenger RNA, 1365 nt
Organism: Aphanomyces astaci
Lineage: Eukaryota; Oomycota; Saprolegniomycetes; Saprolegniales; Verrucalvaceae
Exons: 6
Coding region: 1-1365 (454 amino acids)
Source: RefSeq, a predicted model, not a curated record